AUGUGCCCCCUCCUCUCCAAUAACCGAGAAAAGCGCGGACUAGCUUUGGACGGGAAGUUGAAAAAUGAGGACACCAAUUUGGCCUCUUCGACCAUAAUUGUCGAUCCUACCCAGAAGGAGAACCUAGGAAUCAUUGUUCAAUAUCGCGUCCGGGUGCGACUGGUUUUGGGCUUCGGUGCAAGCGACGUGUCUGUGGAGUUGCCUUUCACUCUGGCUCACCCAAAGCCGCCGCCGGAGGAGGAGGAGGACGAGCCGGAUGAAGGGUCCCAGCACCGUGCAGCGGUGGAAGAGGUCGUACUUGCCACUGGCUCUCCUACCAACGGUGACUCCGUGCUCACUUCUGCCAAUGAUCCACACGACAAAAAUGGCCCUAGGGUUUCGGGGGGCGAUUUUAUCAGCCUCGCGGAACCUCCUCCAAGCCAGUCCAACGUCGUAUUGGAGGAUCGACCUAGCGACGACCUGAUAUUUGAGGAUUUUGCCCGUCUGCGACUGCGUGGCCAGGACUCCAUAGCAGGCACAGGUGAUGAAUCGAUUGCGUCGACCUCGUUCCCUGUUUCGACGACGCUGUCCGCCAUCACCCCUACAACGGGCAGCAGCCACCUUCCUACCAGCACCGUCAACACCACCACCAACACACUCCCCUGCUGA
Molecule: messenger RNA, 648 nt
Organism: Mesocestoides corti
Lineage: Eukaryota; Metazoa; Platyhelminthes; Cestoda; Cyclophyllidea; Mesocestoididae
Source: the annotation of a GenBank genome assembly